CAAAUAUAACCUAAAAAAACCUUUGAACGUGAAAAUGUAACAUAUUUAUUGUUUACCAAAUAUAUUUAUUGAAAAUAUAAAAACGCUCGAAGACGAAAGUAGCAUGUUGAUUAAAAUGUGAUUAUCGAUUCAUUUACAAAUUAUAAACGUAUAAUGAAUUCCAAAAAGAUGAUUUCGAUAGUCAAGGAAUCAGAUGGGAAAGAUGGAGAAGGUAGAGCACUCAUUAAAGUGAUGGAUCGUCCAACAUUUAUAUUAAAAACAAGAGAAGGUGAUAAUAGAGCUGUUUCUCCCAGUCAACGAAAUGGAAAUAAGAAAGAGUCAGAUACUCAUUCAAGCAUAUUGACGAAGUCAAUUGAUCCAAGAACAGUUUUAUUACCUCCUCCUGAAAUGACUGGUUGUAUCAAGUUUAUGGAUGAAAAUAUGCAGCUGUGUGAUAAUCCAUUAGAAUAUUUAUUAGAUCAACAAGACUUUUUAGUAGUUGGCUGUAUAGGAACACAGGGAGCAGGAAAGUCAACUAUAAUGUCCCUUCUAACAUCAAACUAUGUAUCUAAUCUUUUCCCUGUCCAAGGCUUAUCACAACAUGAAAGUGGCAUUAAUUGUACAACUGGUAUUGAUUUUUACAUUACAAGAAAUCGAGUCAUUUACUUAGAUACUCAACCAAUAUUGUCAGGAUCUGUAAUUGAUUAUUCAUUAUGUUAUGAUCAAAAGAAAAACACAAGUGAUUUUGUUAUAAAUGAAACAAAUUUGGAAUUGCAAUCAUUGCAAUUUUUAGCAUUCUUGUACUCAGUUUGUCAUGUAAUAAUUUUUGUACAAGACUGGUUUGUGGAUCCAAAUUUGAUAAGAUUUCUUCAAGCAGCAGAAAUGUUAAAACCUUCAUCUACUACAACAAUGGAUCAAGAUUAUGUAGAAUAUUAUCCACAUAUCUUAUUUUUGCAUAACAAAGCAGAAGUACAGGAUUUUAUGCCUAAUAAUUUAGAAAUGAUGAAAGACUUCUACAAUAAAUCUUUUGCUUCUUCACGUUUGUUAAUUCACAGUGGCCUGGAUAUGAGUUCAAACACUACAGAAAAUCAUUUGAAUUUAUUCUUAAUACCUUUGAUAACUCAAGACAACGAAUAUACAUUCCACGAUGAUGAAAAGCAAUUAAUUGACAAAUUGAAAAAAAAAAUACAUGGUGUUACUAGAAAUACUAUGACUCCUUCUAAUUUAACUGAAAAAAAUUGGUACCAUUAUGUAUCAAAAGUAGUAGAAGCGAUUAAAAAGAGUCAUCUAUCUUCAGAGUAUGGUAGACUAAUGCCUUGAAAUGGCCAUGCAUUCCUUGAACAGGACAUGACAACUCAGAAGAUUUCAUUUGCCUCUGAUGACACAAGGUGGAUGAACUCAGUGCAACAGUUCAGAAUGAGUUCACGAGAUUCAUUGGCCACUCUGAUAUGUGGCAGAAUCUCCUUGAUCAUCUUAUUGAUGGAUGCUCGUGGCAAGG
This is a messenger RNA of Phymastichus coffea, 1477 nucleotides long. Its product is annotated as nonsense-mediated mRNA decay factor SMG9. Bases 154 to 1299 code for a protein of 381 amino acids. Gene Ontology annotation, biological process: nuclear-transcribed mRNA catabolic process, nonsense-mediated decay. Lineage: Eukaryota; Metazoa; Arthropoda; Insecta; Hymenoptera; Eulophidae. The record is from RefSeq and is a predicted model, not a curated record. The transcript has 10 exons.